AUGGCCAACCCUUCUUCGUCUCAUCACGGCGAGCGCCAUCAUCGCAGUGAACGUGAGCGUGAGCGCUCUCAUCACCACCACCAUAGGACCAUUUCGUCCACAACACUUCUCCUCGUCUUGUCACUCGUCUUGGCCGUUUUAUCGGUCAUGUUAUCGCUCCCCUCAAAUUUGACCUCAAGACCCACACCUAGUGCAGCAGCAGGUGCCGAUCCGGCUGAUCCCCAUGCCACUGGGCUGUUGAGCUACCUGACCCCACAACGAACAAAAGCUCUCCUCGCUCGCGAAAGCACUGUUGCUGUUCGUGAGGCUGAAGUUGCCCGCCGUGAAGCUGAGCUUCUCAUUGGGGCGCCAGGUGGCGUCAUUCCUUCUCCUACGGCUUGCCCCCCUUGCAUAGUCUCCCAUACUGUUGAGACGGUAACAGCACCUGCUGCCACCAUCAUCAAGGAAGUCGUCAAGGAAGACUCGUUGACACCCCCUGGUUGGGGUAGCCCACGGGUUGAGGACAUUCUCGAUCGGGAGCUCAAGGUUACGGAGCGCGAGCGCGAGAUCAGCAGACGCGAAGAGAGUGUAAACCGCCGCGAACAUGAUGCCUCUCGUCGCGAGAGCUGGAUCAUGGAGCAACUCAUUUCGCUAGGAAAUGACCCCGCUGUCGAAGAAGAGUACGUGUACGAGCAGCCACCCCCGGGCGCGAAGCGCAGACAAGCCAAGUUCCAAGAACUUCCACCGUUGAUCGUGUCCGAAACUGCUUAUGAAACUGAAACAAGAACUGUCGUCCAAACUCAAACUGUCACUGUGCCCGCCCCCGCCAACACUCGUCGCGCAGCUAAUCCUACUCCUGUUGUCAUCCCUUCACCAUCUACGUCGUCGAGCCCAAGAACCACUUCAGUGGAGAUCAUUACUGAAGAGGUUGGCCCUGAGGAGGAAGAGGAAGAAGAGAAGCCCAUGCGCACAGUUACUGUGACGAGGGGAGGAGCCCGAAGACCUCCCAAGAGCUGGUUUGGUGGAUGGUGA
Molecule: messenger RNA, 1011 nt
Organism: Pleurotus ostreatus (oyster mushroom)
Lineage: Eukaryota; Fungi; Basidiomycota; Agaricomycetes; Agaricales; Pleurotaceae
Exons: 3
Coding region: 1-1011 (336 amino acids)
Source: RefSeq, a predicted model, not a curated record